UCGGCGUGGUUUUCAUUUAAAAAGUGCGCAAAUUCCGAAACAAUUCCAGCCACAAGUUCUGACGAGGGCAGCGCGCUGCUUGACAACUCUAAAAAUGAAUCAUAAAAGACCAAGAUAGAGCGAGAACACGACCAACAAAAAAAAAGAGUGCAGCCAGCACCAGCAUACAAACCAAAAACCAACCCAAAACCAAACCAAAAACGAAACGCAACAAACGAAUUUACAGUGCAAUCGAGCUAUAUUUAAAAUACAACAAAUUGCUUUCUUUACUCCCCACAGUGCGCUCUCGGUAACAGCAACAACAGUGACAACGGCAGGCGGUGGCAGCGGCAGUGGAAAAGCAGAAGCGCCAGCGGAAAUUUCUUUUUAUCGCUGAAAGCAACAAUUGACGGAACGCACGCACCUCCACGAGAACCUGAGCGGAAAGAGCGAGGGAGAGGCACAAACACUCACACACAGACACACACUCUUACACGGCACAAAGGUUAUCAUCAAUAACAGAACCAACAACAAAAUUACUUUAAAUAUAUAUAUAUAUACAUAUAACGUUCAAAAAACAAACAAAAAAACGUUCUACAAGAACAACCACAAAACUGCAACCGAAAAGCAAUCGCCGAACAACGCCUAAACUAGUGAUUUUUUGUGAGAGAGACAGAGAGACCAAGACGACCAAGACCGAGAACGAGAGAGUGAAAAGUGACUAAGAGAGGAGUGAGAGAGAGAGAGCCGCCCCGCGUUUUAAAAUUAAACAUUUUGCAACUUCAAUAACUCCAAGAGGAAUUUGUAACUGGAAACCCACCUGAGCCCGAGUAUUACCUGCCGCCUACCUGCUUUUUGGGUCUUACACAAACUACAGCUACAGUGAGAAAUGCGUGAAUACAAAAUUGUGGUUCUGGGCAGCGGCGGCGUGGGCAAGUCCGCCCUCACAGUGCAGUUUGUGCAGUGCAUUUUUGUGGAGAAGUAUGACCCCACCAUCGAGGACAGCUACCGCAAGCAGGUGGAGGUGGACGGGCAGCAGUGCAUGCUGGAGAUUCUCGACACGGCCGGCACGGAGCAGUUCACAGCCAUGCGGGAUCUGUAUAUGAAGAACGGCCAGGGAUUCGUGCUGGUGUACUCGAUAACGGCGCAGUCGACGUUCAAUGAUCUGCAGGACCUGCGCGAGCAGAUACUGAGGGUAAAGGAUACGGACGAUGUGCCCAUGGUGCUGGUGGGCAACAAGUGCGAUCUCGAGGAGGAGCGAGUCGUCGGCAAGGAGCUGGGCAAGAGCCUGGCCAACCAGUUCAAUUGCGCCUUCAUGGAGACCUCAGCCAAAGCCAAAGUGAAUGUGAAUGAUAUUUUCUACGAUUUGGUUAGGCAGAUCAAUAAGAAGUCACCCGAAAAGAAACAAAAGAAACCGAAAAAGUCCCUAUGUGUUCUGCUAUAAGACUUCCAACAAAACAAAAAAACGAGUAAGAGAAACAAAACAAAAGGAGCGAGCAGGGAAGAGGAGUAGGGGAGGAGAACAAGUAUAAGAGUAAAAUUAAAAACAUUUUCAAUUUUUUUCCGUUCUUGUUUCGUUUUCGAUCCGAAUGCAAUAUGCAAUUAUACAAUACAACACAAUAUUAAGAUUGUCAAACAAACAAACAAAACAAAAAAGAAAUUGAAAUAACCAAUCUACUAUAUAUACAAUACAAGAGCAAGAGCAAAAGCAAAAGCAAAAAAAAAAAACGUACAUAUGCUGACAAUGUUUUAUAACUGUUUAAAGUUUUUGUAAUUAUUACUAUUUACUACUAUUAUGAUUGUACUAUUUUUCGCUGAUUAACCAUUAAUCAAUAUGGGGAAUUAUUUAAUAUACUUAUACACACACAUAUAUAUAUUAUACAUAUUUGUCGUUCGUUUUUGAGCCGUUUUUUAAAUUAUGCAACAAAUGAAACAUUCGUAAACUAAAACAUUCGUAUUUAUUGAUUCUUUUCGAUUAUACUCUAUACACAAUACGUCUUAUAUACAACAAAACAAAAACAAAAACAAAAAAAAACCAACAAAGAAACAACAAGUAAUAUCUAUAAAUAGAGCCGUAUACCUAAUGUCAUGUCGUUGCUCUUCUACCAAUUGCAAAAACAAA
This is a messenger RNA of Drosophila obscura, 2101 nucleotides long. RefSeq names its product ras-related protein Rap1 (gene Rap1). The record is from RefSeq and is a predicted model, not a curated record. The transcript has a single exon. Gene Ontology annotation, cellular component: plasma membrane. Lineage: Eukaryota; Metazoa; Arthropoda; Insecta; Diptera; Drosophilidae. Bases 869 to 1423 code for a protein of 184 amino acids. Gene Ontology annotation, biological process: Rap protein signal transduction; negative regulation of synaptic vesicle exocytosis; cellular response to cAMP. Gene Ontology annotation, molecular function: GDP binding; GTPase activity; GTP binding.